CCAACGAGAACUAGUGAACAUCAGCGGGUCAGAUGCAAGUGGAACACACACACGGGCACAAGAACAACCAUGGGAAUAAUCAAGGUGACCGUUCUGUGCGUAUUGCUUGCGAGCGGCCUCGUGCACGGUCAAGAUUAUCCUGAAGAUUCACCUGCUGACGUAGCUUCCCCUAAUGAAGGUACUGAAGGCGAAGAUCCUGCCGCAGGGGGUGGUGGUGGUGUUGCAUCUUCUCCAGGAGGCAAUGCACCUGGUGAUCCUGAAACCGGGGGACCCGGUCCGGUGUUAGGAUCAGCGCCAGCACAACAACCACCUGCAAAAGGUGGGAAUUCAAACCCUGCUGUACCGCAAGGUCCCAGCAGUAACAACAACUUGCCACCGGCCAAUAAGCAGAGUAAUAAACCAGGAAAGAAUCAGGGUGGAGGCGGAGGCAAAAAUAAUAAUAAGCAGCCAGGAAAAAAUUCGAAAAAUCAGCAUCCACCGGCAAACAAAAAGAAUAAAGCGAAUCAAAAAGUCAGCCCCGUGCAGAAAGCGUCCAAGAAUAAUGCUGGCAAGCACGGAGGGAAUAUUCAGAGCAAUGGUGUGAAAAAUAAAAAGACGGCCGCACAGAAGAAGUUCAAAAAGCAGGUCAACAAAAAGAACAACAAUAAAAACGGACACCCUGUACAGCCAGGGGCAAAUAAUCCAGCCAAACCAGUCGACUCUUCAAAGUCUAAAAAUCCCGGAACUGCUGGUGCUGGAUCUGCUGGAGGUGCUGCUUCUCCUGGAGGUGCUGGACCUCCUGGAGGUGCUAAAUCUCCUGAUUCUUCUGGAGCUAGUGGUCCUGCUGGAGCUGGAGAACCUCCUGCGGCCUCUGACCCGGCCAGUGAUCCGAAUGGGGAGAGUCCACCUGCUCAAGAUCCAGCAGCAGCAGGAGGAGCAGCAAGCGGAGACUAUAAUGCCUAAUACUAAUGACCAAAUUUUGUCUGCAGAGAAGAUCAAAGAUCAAAAGAAACGUUUUUGAAAUUCUCUGUUAAUUUCAAAUAAAAUAUAUUGGCACGCG
Messenger RNA from Cloeon dipterum, 1039 nucleotides. Its product is annotated as collagen alpha-1(III) chain-like. The record is from RefSeq and is a predicted model, not a curated record. The transcript has 2 exons. Lineage: Eukaryota; Metazoa; Arthropoda; Insecta; Ephemeroptera; Baetidae. Bases 70 to 942 code for a protein of 290 amino acids.